Cylindrotheca closterium is the source of this 1833-nucleotide messenger RNA. Lineage: Eukaryota; Bacillariophyta; Bacillariophyceae; Bacillariales; Bacillariaceae. The record is from the annotation of a GenBank genome assembly.
AUGAGUCCUGAAGCGCAAAGACAAAGCCGAAAGGCAGCAAGAGGGGAAGGUUCCGGCAGGUCCAGCAACCGAACCACCGCUCCGCCUGGAAACAAUGAUGCAGUCCAGCGAAAGUUGGCGGCUGCAGGCUUGGCAAAUGAAGAAGCGGGAACAAAAGAGAAGCAAUCAAAAUCUGUGGAACUCAAUACCAAUGAAGACGGCGAAGUAUUGCUGGAAGCUAUGGCUGUGGAAGCGAUGGAAGAAAAACCCCCAGUUCAGCGAGAGGUUGACAGCGGAGGUGCGACGGACGCUCCCUCACCCCAAGAGCCACUACCUGAGCAGAAGAAACGUCCUGUUGGCAUGAUUAUCCUUGUUGUGCUCCUUUUGGGUGCUUGUGGUGGUGCUGGAGCUUACUUUGGUACUCGUGGGACCUCUGAAGCAGCAGCGGUGGCGACGGAUUCUACUACGCCGAUUCCUACUUCUUCUAUCAAUGUCACUUCCUCCCCGAGUACCAUCGCGCCAACUGCUCCACCAACAAAGGCUCUCAACGCCUCUGUGACAGAAAUCAGGUUGGCAGACGAGACACCGGCUCCAAGUGAUAAUCCCACGGAUGCUCUCAGUGCUCAGCCUUCUCUGGCUCCAAGUCUUAUAGCAUUGGAAAAGCCAACGAGUGCACCUGUCAUUGAAGAUAUUGUCACCAUCACCAAGGAACCAACAACCCUUCCUUCCGUCACUCCAACAUUGACCACGUCAGAAAAUCCAACUGUCGCUCCUGCCAUUGGUCCCACAACAGAGGAACCCACCAGGCUGCCAUCAAUUAUGCCGUCCAAGGCUCCUUCUGUUGCUCCCACGCCCCUUCCAACAGAAAGCCCAACAACAAAAGCGCCUACUCCUGAACCAAGUACCAUGCCGAGUUCCCGUCCAACUUUUGAGCUCAUGGAAGGGGACCAUUUGCAGAAUGAACACUAUGUGCACUACAUGCCUGAUGAUGGCAGUGAUGCGUAUCCGUAUAAUUCUCGAGAGGAAGCCCAAGAUGCCUGUGAAACCAGAGGGCUUACACUUUGCAGCCAAUCUGCUAUUACGAAUUUCCCUCUUUGUAAGAUUGGAUGGUUGACUGAUGAGCGAGGCCUCUGGUCGAUCGGAGAGGGUUGUGGAUUCGGGGGUUUCACAGAUGGCGGCUUUUUUGGAGUCUUUGGUGAAGGCGGGGCAUAUUGCUGUGGUCGACCAUUGUAUAUGCCAAAUGAUAUCCCAAGAGAGCAGUCGUACAUCUACUCUACAAGGGAAGAAGGUUUGGCUGCAUGUGAAACAAAAGGAUUGGGGCUCUGUAGUAAAGAGCAAAUCACAGGAUACGAAUUGUGCUCGUAUGGAUGGUUGACGGAUGAUGUCGGAUUGUGGAUGAGCGUUGGUGCACCUGGCUGUGGACCAGCCGGUUUUAGUGGGACGAUCUUUCCCAACAACGGGGCUUACUGUUGUGUGGAGCCAGCACCGACUCUUGCACCGUCUACUGUGCCAACGUCCACACCCUCGGCUAUACCAACUCCUCUGCCAACACCACCGCCAACACCACCACCCACUCCACUACCAAGUACCAUGCCGAGUUCCCGUCCAACUUUUGAGCUCAUGGAAGGGGACCAUUUGCAAAACGAGCACUACGUGUACUACAUGCCUGAUGAUGGCAGUGAUGCGUAUCCGUAUAAUUCUCGAGAGGAAGCCCAAGAUGCCUGUGAAACCAAAGGGCUUACACUUUGCAGCCAAUCUGCUAUCACGAAUUUCCCUCUUUGCUGUGGACCAGCCGGUUUUAGUGGGACGAUCUUUCCCAACAAUGGGGCAUACUGUUGUGCUGUUCCAUCUUAG